AUGGAAAUAAUAUCAUUAAAAAUUAUAAAUCGUAAAUUAUUUUCUAAAAUAUUAUUAUUUUCAAUACAAAUAUAUUCUAAUCAAAUAUUAAACAAAUAUACUAAUGAAUUAGAAAUAAACAAAUAUACUAAUGAAUUAGAAAUAAAGAAAUAUACUAAUGAAUUAGAAAUAAAUAAAUUAUAUAAUAAUGAAUUAGAAAUAAAGAAAUUAUAUUCGAAUCAAAUAUUAAAUAAGAUAUUAUUAGUAUUGAUAAAUUUAAGUAAAAAAAAUCCUAGUGUUGUUAGAAAUGUAUUAAUAGAAAUAUCUAAAGAAAAAAUUAAUAAAAUUAAUAAUAAAGAGAAAUUUGAAAAAAUUACGAAAAAUAAAAAUUUUGAUUGGAUAAUAUUGAAAAAUUGUUCAAUUAAUAAUUAUAUAAUAAAUAAAUUAAAUGAAUUACAAAUUUAUAAUAUAAACUCUAUUAAUGAGAUAAAUUCUAUUAAUUCUAAUAAUUCAACAAACUCCAAUAACUCUAAUAAAUCUCUUAAUUCUAUUAAUUCUACAAACUCUACAAACUCUACCAAUUCCACAAAUUCUAAUAUAAAUAUUGAAGAAAUAAAUAUAAUAAUAAAUUUGAUUAAUAAAUUAUAUAAAGAAAUGGGAUAUUUUAAUAGUUAUGUAUUGGAUUAUUCCAUAGAUUCAGGAAAAUUAAUAAUAAAUUGUCAAGAAAAUUCUAUACCAAUAUGUAAUUUUAGAUUAUUUAAAAAAGAUUUAAAAUCCAAAUUAAUACAAAUAAAGAAAGAAAAUAUUAUUAAAUCUACAGCAGAAAUAUUCGGAAAUUAUAAACAAAUAUCUAAUAAAUAUUUAUAUAAUAAAUUAUUUAAAAAUAAAUUUAAUAAUAAAAUAAUUUGUUUAGAUGAAAAAUUAUUUAAUUCAAUAAAAGAAAUUGGAUUAUAUAAAAAUUUACAAUAUAUAAUACAUAAAGAUGAUGAAAUAUAUUUAGAUGUAUUUUUUGAUGAUUAUGGUAUUAUACAUUUUAUAACACCAAUUAUAACAUUGUCUGAUGGUCCAAUAUUAAAUUUAGUUUAUAAAAAUAUUAAUUUUCUUAAUACCAAAUCAUUAAUUAAAUUAUUAUUAGAAAUUAAUUUAUUUAAAAUUUUUGAAUUUAAUCAUAAAAUUAAUUUAACAAUUUUUUCUGAUAUUAUUGAAUUAUCAUUUUGGAAUAAUAAUUUUAAUUCUUUUUUAAUUAAUUUUAAUAUAUCAUUUACUAAAAAUAAUUUAUUAACCAUAAUUAAAUUAAUUAAUUUAAAUAAAAAUUGGAAUAAAUUAAUAAAUUUGAAGAAUUGGAGGAAAAAAAUUAUUUGGAAUAAAAAAAUUAAUUUUAAUAAUAAUUUUAUUUUAAAUUUUAAAAAAAAUUGGAAAAAUAAAUUUGGUGUGAAAAUUGAAGAAAAUUUAGCAACUAAAUUGGGGAACAAAUUAUUAGAUACUAAUUUAGGUAAUUUAGGUACAAAAUUAUUAGAUACGGAAUUAGGAACAAAAUUGGAGAAUUUAGGGAACAAAUUAGAGAACAAUUUGGAGAAUUUAGGGAACAAAUUGGAGACCAAAUUAAAUACAAAUUUAGGUAAUUUAGGUACAAAUUUGGGUACAAAUUUAGGUAAUUUGGAGAAAAAAGGAUAUUUGAAUGAAGAAUUUUGGAAAGAUUUUGAAGUUAGUAUAGGAUUUUUAAAACAAUUUAAUAAUAUAAAAUAUAUAUUAACAACAGGUUUUGGUACAAAUUUAACAAUAAAAAAUGAUUUUAAUUAUAUAAUUAAACAAUUUAUAAAUCCAAUACAAAUCAAUACAACAAUUAUUCAUAAAUUUUAUACCAAUAAUAUAUUUGAUAGUAGAUUGAGUGGAGUAAGAGAAGUAGUGGAUAGUGGAGGAAUAGAUGGUAGAUUGAGUGGAGUAGGAGAUGUAACGGAGGAAAAAAUGGAUACAAUGAGAAAAUUGGAUAUGAAAUAUAGAAUAGAAAAUAAAAUAAAUAUAUUGAAUAAAAAAUAUAAAAUAAUAUUAAAAUAUAUAUAUGGUAAUGAAAUAUUAAAAGGUGAUUAUAGAGGAUUAAGUGAUAGUAGGAGUAUAGAUAAAGGAGGAGUAGGUGAUUAUAAAGGAGCUGAUUAUAAAGGAGGAGAUAGAGGAUUAAGUGAUAGAAUAGGUGAUAAUAGUAGUAAUGAUAGAGGAUUAGAUAAUGUAAGAGAUAGAUUUAUAUUGUUAGGACAUGAUAUAUUAUUUCCAUUGGAUAAAUUUAAGUUAAUACCAUAUUUUGGUAUAUUUUUUGAUUUUUUACAUAAUUUUAAUGAUAUAAAUUUAAGUUUUGGACUUAAAUUUAUGAUUUUAAAUAUCGCAAUUUCUAUACCAAUAAUUACCAAAAUAAAUUCCAAAAUUUUAAUUAAUUUCCAUAAAAGAAAUUUUUAUUUUACAAUUUAA
Molecule: messenger RNA, 2439 nt
Organism: Theileria annulata
Lineage: Eukaryota; Apicomplexa; Aconoidasida; Piroplasmida; Theileriidae
Exons: 2
Coding region: 1-2439 (812 amino acids)
Source: RefSeq, a predicted model, not a curated record